AUGGCUCCGCCGGGAGCAUUCGAAACACAGAAGAACAAGGAACACCGAAGUCAUCGAACUGGAGGAAAGGCCACAAAGAUUAAGGAGAAGAAUAAAGUAAAAGGUAACAAUGCGAAAGCAUUCACAUUCAAAUCUGCUGUCGCUGCCGAGAAAGCCAUCAGAAGAGCAGCAGACAUAAACGAACGGAAAAAGCAUGUUCUGUACAUGGACCGAAAACCUGUUCUUCCACCUCCAAUUAUUGUGGCGAUUAUAGGGCCCAGCAAGGUCGGCAAAACUACUCUUUUACGUGGUCUUGUAAAGUAUUAUUUGAAAAGUGGCUUCCAAGAACUGAAAGGUCCUGUCACCAUUGUGACCGGGAAGAAACGUAGAGUACAAUUUAUUGAAGUAAAAAACGACAUCAAUCAUAUGAUCGACAUGGCAAAAACAGCUGAUUUGGUUUUGCUUAUGGUAGAUGCUUCCUACGGCUUUGAAAUGGAAACAUUCGAGUUCCUUAAUAUCUGUCAAGUUCAUGGCAUGCCACGUAUUCUUGGGGUUCUCAACCAUUUGGAUUGCUUAAAAGGAAUGGGAAAGGUGAACAAAACCAAGAAGAUAAUGAAACACAGGUUCUGGACAGAAAUUUAUCAGGGUGCCAAGUUGUUCUACCUUACUGGAGUAAUCCACAACGAAUACAAGAAGAACGAAUUACACAAUUUAGUGCGCUUUAUAUCGGUUAUCAAGUUCCGUCCCCUUGUUUGGAGAGAAGCACAUCCUUACAUGUUGUGUGACCGCUACGAAGAUAUAACCGACGCUGAGGUUUUGCGAGCAGAUCCUAAUGCGGAUAGAACAGUCUGCCUUUAUGGCUGGGUGCACGGAGCUCACUUCAAAAACCAGUCUGCUAUUCAUAUUCCCGGUGUUGGUGAUCUUCGCGUGAAAAACGUUAGCAGCAUUCCCGACCCAUGUCCUCUUCCAGAGCAAGAGAAGCGAAGAGCACUCAAUCAACAAGAACGUAUGGUAUAUGCCCCUUUCUCAGGACUUGGUGGUAUUGUUUACGACAAAGAUGCUAUUUAUAUUGAGUCAAAAGCACACAAAAACAUGGAGAGCAAACGUCAUGAACUGGUAGAGGCCUUGGAAAAUGUCAAAUCGACUAUCGAUGGAAAAAUGAGUGGAGCGAAACUGAAGUUAUUGGGAAAUUCUAUCCCUAUUGAGGACAAUGAUGAGGAUGGCAGCGAAGAAUCAAUGGAAUCUGAAGGUGAAGAGGAUCAAUCAGACAACAAAAGUUCAUGUUCACAACAUAGCUCUCGAGAUCAGUUUGAUAGUGAUGACGAUGACAAAGAAUUUAAUUUCGACUCUGACAGUGAUUAUGAAAAAAUCGACUAUGAGGAGUCUAAAGGCAGUUGCACUGGAUCUCGAGCUAAGAGAGCUAUUGAUGACUGGGGAGGAUUGGCUCGUAAAAGCUUUGAACAAUUCAACCCAAAACAGCAAACAAGGCUAAACUGGAUGAGCAUCAUCUACGGUGAAGAGGAUGUGGAACUCGCUGUAAAUGAAGAACAGAUCUUUGAUAGUUUGUUCAAAGUUAGAAAAUCAAGUAUGAAACCUCUCUUAGAGCAAGAAGAUUGUUUCUCGUGGCGCGAAUGCGCUUCAACCUCUUAUGACGUUCCUGACUGGACUGACGAAGAUGCAAGGACGUCUAUAAGAAACUGCUUUGUGACGGGUGCGUGGACCGAAGAUGAUGAAGAAGAAAAGGAGUUAAAGGAUAAUAUGGAUGUAGAAAUGGAAGAUUUUGAUGACAAGCAUGGAGUAGAAGAUAUGGAGAUGAAGAAUUCCGCUGUGGAGCAAGCCGAAGCGGCAGCACGUGAGAGGAGAGCAGAAGAAAAAAUAAAGCUGAAGCAGCGGUUCAAUGAUGAUUAUGAUGAGUCAUGUAAACAUUACAACAGUUUAAAGAACGAGAUGGAGGAACAGGCUCAGUUAAACAAAAGUUUAUUUGAAGGAAUGGACGAAAGUGAACGGGAACAACUUGAAGGUUUUCGAGCAGGACGUUAUGUUCGUGUCGAAUUAGAAGAUAUUCCUUGCGAAUUUAUACAGAACUUCGAUCCCACUUCUCCGUAUAUUAUUGGUGGUCUCUUAGCUGGAGAACAAAAUAUGGGGAUCGUUCAGGUCCGAAUAAAAAGGCAUCGAUGGUUUGAGAGGAAUCUGAAGUCACGCGAUCCAUUGAUAAUUAGCUGUGGCUGGCGAAGAUUUCAAAGCGUUGCCGUGUACUCCAUACAGGAUCAUAAUAUGCGACAACGGUUCUUAAAAUACACCCCUGAACAUAUGCACUGUCAUGGUCACUUUUGGGGUCCUAUUGUCCCGCAAAACACAGGAUUUGUUGCUGUACAAUCAGUUGCAGACAGAACUCCUGGAUAUCGAAUUGUUGCCACUGGCGUUGUAUUAAAUCUUGAAAAAGCCACCCAAGUUAGCAAAAAAUUGAAGCUUGUUGGGACACCAGAGAAAGUGUUUAAGAAUUCGGCUUUCAUAAAGGGAAUGUUCAACUCACAAAUGGAAGUGGCCAAGUUUGAAGGGGCUGCUAUCAGAACAGUGUCUGGAAUUCGGGGGCAAAUUAAGAAAGGAUUGCGCGAACCUGCGGGGACAUUUAGGGCAACUUUUGAAGACAAAAUUUUAAUGAGAGACAUCGUGUUCUUGCGUACGUGGAUUUCUGUCCCUAUUCCUCGGUUCUAUGCUCCUGUUAUUGAUCAUCUUUUACCUCCUGGAGAGCCAUGGGUUGGAAUGCGCACAGUUGGCAAAAUCCGCCAUGAGCUCGGUGUUAAGCCGGAACAAAGAGAGGACUCUCUUUAUAAGCCAAUAGAGCGUGAAGAAUUGGAAUCUGCACCUCUUCACAUUCCGUACAAAUUGCAACAGAGUCUUCCAUUUGUGCUCAAGCCAACUUAUGAGGAGAAAUCGAAUGAUAAGAAGGAAAGUUUAAUAGCUCGGAAUACUGCUUUGAUCUUAGAGCCUGAAGAAUCAAAGAGAAAGCGGAUGAUGGAUAUGCUUAGGGUUAUCAACAAAGAUAUUGUUAAAAAGAGCGAAGCCGCGCGUGAGAAACAUAUGACGGAGAAGGCUAAGGAGAUAGCGGAAUUUGAAGCGAAACGAGAGAAGAACAUCAAAGCACGAAAGAAGGCGAUCUCUCGUGUUUUGUCUAAGCGUGAACAGUAUCGAUUGAGAAAAGCUCUGGAUUUCAUGCUUGGACUGGAGUCAUGGUUCCACAACUUUUCACAAUUCAUCUACAUUGCUAAUACUCCUGAAGUUCUAGCUGAUAUUCCUCGACCAUAUGCUGAAUAUGCAAUUUAUGGUUUUUUCAAAGGUGCUGAGCUCACGAGUAUUCUAGGAGGUUGUGUCGCGCAUCCAAUAUACCGAUGGUAUCUGCAUCGUCAGUUAAAACCAGAGAACACGACUCCUAACUCUCACAAGAUCAUCAGGGCUACCUGCAGAAAGUUGCAGGGUCGAUUUUUGCUUUUUGGCUUGUUCACUGGCCCUGUUGUCGCCCUUAUUCACGCUCAGAGCUUAGGUGAUGAAAUGGCGCUGCGUAAUCUAUGCUACAAAAUUCGCUGUGACACAUUUUCCUUAUCUAUAGAUCGCACUACAGCACUACUAGGGUUUUUGGGAUGGUAUUGGAAGAGGUUCCAAGGAGCGGUGGACUUUAUUAAUAUUGGAAUAGCUUACGCAAUUAUAAAUAAUAAGAUCAUUGCACCACGAACAUCACCAUUACUGAAAGAUAAGGUGCAGCCUCAGGAAAGGUAUGAAAGUGUGGAAGCUGCAGCAGAAAAUCGAUCCCGACUCAGGAAGUUCCUCGCCGAGAAAGAGAAACGAAAGGCACUAGCAAGCGAAGGCUGA
This is a messenger RNA of Necator americanus (New World hookworm), 3846 nucleotides long. RefSeq lists its product as uncharacterized. Gene Ontology annotation, molecular function: U3 snoRNA binding; GTPase activity; GTP binding. Gene Ontology annotation, cellular component: nucleus; 90S preribosome. Lineage: Eukaryota; Metazoa; Nematoda; Chromadorea; Rhabditida; Ancylostomatidae. The record is from RefSeq and is a predicted model, not a curated record. The transcript has 35 exons. Gene Ontology annotation, biological process: maturation of SSU-rRNA from tricistronic rRNA transcript (SSU-rRNA, 5.8S rRNA, LSU-rRNA); endonucleolytic cleavage of tricistronic rRNA transcript (SSU-rRNA, 5.8S rRNA, LSU-rRNA); ribosome biogenesis. Bases 1 to 3846 code for a protein of 1281 amino acids.